Fusarium venenatum is the source of this 657-nucleotide messenger RNA. RefSeq lists its product as uncharacterized. The record is from RefSeq and is a predicted model, not a curated record. Gene Ontology annotation, molecular function: protein binding. NCBI's taxonomy places the organism in Eukaryota, Fungi, Ascomycota, Sordariomycetes, Hypocreales, Nectriaceae.
AUGACAACUCCCAACCCGUUCCUUCUUGCAGCCGACAACAACCCCACGUUGCUGCCCCUCCUCAGGAAGAAGCCAGCACUGGCGUCAUCGCAAGAUGAACACGGCUAUUCUCUAGUUCACGCCGCUGCCAGUUACAACCAUCUUGAUCUUCUGCGAACCCUUAUACGCGAGUUUAGCGUGGAUGUGGACCUAAAAGACGAAGACAACGAGACCGCUUUGUUUGUUGUCGAAACCCAGGAUGCUGCUCAAGUUCUUGUCGAAGAACUUGGUGCGAACGUCGGUCACCGAGGGUUGGAAGGGUUGACAGCUAGAGAAAAAAUUGAAGCGGAAGGUGACUUUCCUGCGGUUGCGCAAUACCUAUUGAAGAUUGAAGCUAAGCAAGCCGACGAUCCCGCUUCGACUGUAGCGGCUGUUAUGCCUGAAGUUAUCCCCCCGCCUCCAGAGGGUAUGAAGGUUACAGUUGGUACGAUGGAUGAAGUGACGGAUAUUCCUGAAGAAAUUGACCAAGAUUUCCGAAGGAGAAUUGAGGAGCUGGCCCAGCGCGACGAUUUUAAUUCACCUCAAGGCCAAGCUGAGCUACGAAGGUUGAUUGAAGACGCUGUCCUAGGCGAGGGCGGCGUCGGUGACGAACGCAACGUACGAUCAAAGCAGGACUAG